Messenger RNA from Choloepus didactylus (southern two-toed sloth), 3722 nucleotides. It is a transcript of the gene CERKL, whose product is annotated as ceramide kinase like. Bases 83 to 1702 code for a protein of 539 amino acids. The transcript has 13 exons. NCBI's taxonomy places the organism in Eukaryota, Metazoa, Chordata, Mammalia, Pilosa, Megalonychidae. Gene Ontology annotation, molecular function: kinase activity. The record is from RefSeq and is a predicted model, not a curated record.
GAGGUGGCUCCGCGGCUUCCUCCUCCACCUCCACUUCCUCCUUCACGGGACCCCGGGCUCGGGCCCAGCCUGCGGCACUGCCAUGCUCCGGCGGAGGCGCGGGGGCCGCGUGAGCGCCCUAGAGGGCGGCCGGGAGGAAGAGGCGCCCCCGGCGGCGGCGCCCCGUGCGCUGUUACUGGCCCCGCAGCAGCCGGAGGCAGCGGCGGAGCAGAUUCUGCUCCGGGGCAUCUUCGAGAUCGGGUGGGACAGCUGUGACGUGGUGCUGAGCGAGCGGGCUCUGAGGUGGCGGCCCAUCCUGCCCGAGCGCCCUGCGGGUGUUUCCAAGUUUGAUUUACUAUGUAAAGAAGAAUUUAUUGAACUCAAAGACAUAUUCUCUGUGAAACUGAAACGACGUUGUUCUGCUAAACAGCAGAGUAGUGGUACUUUACUAGGAAUCACACUCUUCAUCUGUUUGAAAAAGGAGCAUAAUAAAUUAAAGGAUUCUACAAUUGAUCUUAUUAAUUUAAGCGAAGACCACUGUGACUUAUGGUUUAGACAAUUCAAGAAAAUUUUGGCAGGUUUUUCAAACAGACCAAAGUCAUUAAAAGUACUCCUUAACCCUCAAAGUCAUAAAAAAGAAGCUACCCAGCUCUAUUAUGAGAAGGUUGCACCUCUGUUGACGCUUGCAGGAAUAAAGACUAAUGUAACAAUAACAGAAUAUGAAGGGCAUGCGCUGUCACUGCUUCAGGAAUGUGAACUCCGUGGAUUUGAUGGAGUUGUCUGUGUUGGGGGAGAUGGAUUUGCCAGUGAAGUAGCUCAUGCUUUGCUUCUGAGGGCCCAGAAGAGUGCGGGGAUGGAAGCAGACUGCAUCCUGACCCCAGUCGGAGCACAGCUUCCUCUUGGUGUGAUCCCAGCAGGCUCUACUAAUAUAUUGGCACAUUCUCUUCAUGGGAUCCCUCAUGUGGUAACUGCAACUUUGCAUAUUAUAAUGGGGCACGUACAGCCAGUCGAUGUCUGUACCUUCAGCACUACUGGCAAGCUUCUUCGCUUUGGAUUCUCAGCAAUGUUUGGCUUUGGUGGAAGAGCUUUGGCUCUGGCAGAAAAACAUCGAUGGAUGUCCCCUAACCAACGGAGAGAUUUUGCUGUACUUAAAGCAUUGGCAAAACUUAAGCCAGAGGACCUUGAAAUAUCAUUUUUACCAUUUAAUGGCUCUCAGAAUUUACAAGAAAGGAGGGCACAGGGAUCUCCCAAAUCUGACUGUAAUGAUCAAUGGCAAGUAAUCCAGGGUCUGUUCUUGAAUGUCAGCAUUAUGGCAAUUCCUUGCCUAUGUUCAGUGGCCCCGAGAGGCUUGGCACCUAAUACCAGAUUAAAUAAUGGAAGUAUGGCUCUUAUAAUUUCACGAAACACUUCUCGACCAGAAUUUAUAAAGCACCUGAAAAGAUAUGCCAGUGUAAAGAAUCAGUUCAAUUUUCCAUUUGUUGAGACUUACACUGUUGAAGAAGUAAAACUUCAUCCAAGGAAUAAUAUUAAUGAACAUGAUCCUGAGAAGGAGGAUGAACCUCAUGAACCUGUUCCAGAAAACAGUUUCCCUUGGAACAUAGAUGGUGAUUUAAUGGAAGUGCCAUCAGAGGUCCAUGUUAGAUUGCAUCCAAGACUUAUCAGUCUUUAUGGAGGAAGCAUGGAAGAAAUGAAUGAUUCUAAGGCAACAUGUAAUUGUCUAUAAAUGUGCAAAUGAGAAUUUUAAUAUGAAAGAACAUGGUCACGGUAAACAGAUAUCCUAGUAGAAAUAUCUUAUUUUUUAAAAGAACUGAAAAUUGCUAUUUUUUAUAUUACUAAAAAUUAACUUCUAGGGCUUAAAAACUCAAGGUGAAAAAUGUAAAAUAUACCAAAACAAUUCAAAUUUUGGCCUUUAGAAAGUAUAUAUUGGAACUGAAAAUAAACAUUUCACAUUCUUAAAACUUAAGCAUCUUGAUGAUAAUAUUUAACCUAGCUAAUGCCAAAGUGAAACAAUUUGAUCUGUUUCAUUUUUCAGGCUUUAAGCCAUCAAUUCUGGUGUUAAAUUUGUUAUAAAUUGGUAUGAAGAGACCACAGCUCCAUGAGAAUGCUCUGAUUUUAUUGAUGAGGUAACUAAUCCAGAAAGAUAAAAUUUAAGAUCGCAUAGCUGUUGAGUGAUAUAAAGAAACGUGAUUAUGGUAUGAUUUUGUAAAUAUUCUAUGAAAAUUGAAAACACAAUUGAGUUUUUGUCUUCAACAGUGGUUUUGUUUACUCUUAAAAUCUGUAACAAAGUAAGUAAAAGCUAUAUUUGAAAAGAACCUGGCCCAAUAGGUAGCAGUAUUCCUUCUACACCAGAGAGGAAGGCACAGGGUAUUCAUAGCACUUUGUUUUCAGGGUACUCAAUACCUGAAGCACUGUCAUUUCUGAGUGGAAAAGAACCGACUUUAAAUUUCUUCAGUGAUCAGCCUUGAGAUGGAAAUUCUAAAUUUGGGCUUGAUUUUUUUUUAUCGUUUCCAGACCUCAUCCUGAAGGAACUACUUGGCUUUAAUAAUAAGCAUAAAAAUAGAUUUUUUUUGCUCAAAAGAAGAAUUCUAUCAAAAUAAAAUUCAUUAUAGGUGUUGCUAAAUAGUACCUUGAACAUUGUAUGUUCAGGAGCCUUCAUGUUCAUUGUGAUUAGGUUUCACUGCUUGAUUGAUUCUGCAACGCUGUGCAUUUUUCACUCUCCAUCCCCAAUCAUGGAUCAAAGGCUUCUGAAUGGGUAACUCACAUGAAUUAGGAAGUCUGAGGAACGGGGACAGUUGUUGGCAGUUGAAUCUGUUCUAUCAUCACAGUACAAAUGUUGCCACAGCUUUAUUAAACAAAAAUAGAUGUAGGACAAUCCAGAGGAAAUUAUAUUCUAUAGUUAUCAACUUUUAGUUCAUAUUCAUGAAAUAAAUAUGACAAAUGAUUGUAUUUGCAAAUAAAAAUGCAUUUAAAUUAUUUAAAAUCCAGAAAGAAGCCAGUUCAUUAUAAAAUAGAAUAUAACAAUAUCAACAAAACAUUUUAAAAAAUAUUUCACUAUCACAAACAUUGUGUGGAAAUUGAUGUCACAUUUAUAUUUCAUUGUAUACAAGCCAAAUCAGUAUUCUGUAGCUAUAGUUAAAUUUAUGAAUUUUGUGUCCCCAUUUAAAACUAUUUUUAUACACCUGAUGAAUACAUAGUUGAAGAGGAAAGGUUAUCAUCCAAAUACUUGCAUAUUUGCUUAAUUUGAGGAUAAUUAGUAUUAUAUGCAGUAUAUAACUUUAUGAAUUACAUAGCUUUGAUUUUUUUUAAAUCAUUAGUGAGGUACAGUUUUCCAUAUUCCACUACAUGCAUCGGUGUAUUUCUAGUUCAAAUAUUAGCUAAAGUGCAACAUUCAUAAUCUGCUGUUUGAAAAUAUAAAUUAGAAUACUUAAGUACUGUUGUUUUUUUUAAACAAAAAUUUGAGUAUAUAUGGCUUCUCUGAAUUUACUCCUUAGUAGCUUUGAUAAAAUUGUUAUAGGAGGACUAUAUAAACACACAUUCUUUUUAUAAACACACAUUCUUUUAAAAACAUAUGUACAGGAAGAGGAGAGAAUCCAUAGCCAUAGAUAAACAAUUAUCCAGAAGUCUUCUGUUCAGCCCUAACUUGUAUGCUGGUUUGAGCUUAUCAAGUCCAUAAUACUCACAGCCUACCAAAUAAUGGUUGUUGAAGCAAAAGAAAUUUUACAAAUAAAGGUUUUUAAAGAACA